Durusdinium trenchii is the source of this 463-nucleotide messenger RNA. The record is from the annotation of a GenBank genome assembly. Lineage: Eukaryota; Dinophyceae; Suessiales; Symbiodiniaceae.
AUGGAUGAAGAACUGGCGCGAGACUAUGCAAACUGCUCCACCUUCUGCGUGGUGCGAGAUCCCCUCCGUCGCUUCGUCAGCGAGUAUUUCUACAUUUCCAGGCAUCGGCGCACGCCAGGACCGUUGUGCAAUCAGCGGAUGUUUGAGGAAUAUGCCAAUGCGACGUUGCAGCGUCUCAUGGAAGACCCUUGGAUCGACGACUGCCACCAUGUGCCGCAAGCGUAUUACUUGACCUCCUUCACUGGCCGGCGCUUGUGUGAUCACAUUGUUCGUUACAAAAACUUGCAAGAGGAGCUGAGCAAGGUCUUGAAGUUCUACCGCGAUGUGGAUGUGCGGGAGACAAAGCUUCCUGCGGGCGUGAACUCGGUGCCGGGCCGCUGCAAACUGGAGAACCUCUCAGUGUCCGAAGAGUUGCAGCAACGUUUGCGCGACUUCUUCCACUUGGACUAUGAGUUGGGAUUAG